UCUGUGAGUGUUUUGCUCUGUUGAGUUGCUCUGUGUUUUGCUCUCACAGUAUUUCUCAACACACGAAGGCCUGUAUUUUAUGUAAAACUGCUUUUGUAUUAUUAUACAGGUUCUGUAAGACAUAAACUUGGCUACUUUGAGCUAUGGCUCCUUCAGAAGAUAACGGGACACACAGGACAGUUUGAUGGAAAUACAGCAGAAGCAAACCUGCGUCACUAGAGGAACCCCGGUCCUGCAUGCUGAGAUGCCGUGAGACAGAGAGCGACACCCAUCAGAGCUGCAUGAUGGUGUAGCUCCGCCCACUUUUACAGGAUGUUGACCUCGGUGGUCUCCAGUAGUAACAGAGGGCGAGCGCUGACCCUAAAGGGCGUUGACCCGGAAACAUGUAUGAUCGUCUUCAAAAACCACUGGACACAGGUUCUGAGGAUCCUCGAGAAGCAUGACCCAGGUCGUGGCGGUGCUGUCAGCCUGCGGUUUGGUCCGAUCCCUGGUGACGAGGCGAGCGCCGUGCAGAACUACGUGGAGCACAUGCUCUUCCUGCUGAUGGAGGAAGAGAGCGGUCAGGGCGGGGCCAUGGGGACCAUCCUGGAGUUUGUGGUGGUGGAGAACGUGAUGGAAAAGCUGUUUUUGUGGAGUCUGCGGCGCGAGUUUACCGACGACAUGAAGCUGGAGCAGCUGCGCAUGUACAAGAUGCUGGUGGCGCAGGCCAAACAACCGCUGCUACACCACAAACCCAUCCUUAAACCUCUGAUGAUGCUGCUGUCUGCCUGCUCCAGCUCCUCCACUGUGGGACCCACUGCUCCCAGCAAAAGCUCCGCGGCAGGGCUCACCUGCACCGUGGGGCCCAGCAGCUCUGCGGUGGAGGCGGAGCUGGUGUCUCUGCUGCAUCAGCUGUGCCAUGUGCUGGUAAAGGAUGCCUCCGUGCUGGAGCUGUUCUUCCACAGCAGUCAGGAUCAGGGAGCUGCCAACUUCCUGCUCUUCUCUCUCCUUAUCCCGUUCAUCCAUCGCGACGGGACGGUUGGCGCACAGGCCAGAGAUGCCCUCACCCUCAUUAUGAGCCUCUCGUCUCAGAACAGCCUGGUGGCCAAACACAUCGUGGAGAACACUUACUUCUGUCCGGUGUUGGCCACGGGUCUCAGCGGUCUGUAUUCGGGUCUGCCGGCUAAACUGGAGGUUUACAGCGAGGGCUGGUUUUGUCUGGAGAAACACGACUGGCUGCAGCUUCCAGCGCUGUUUCAGUUCCUCAACUCACUGCACUUCUGCAGCACUGUGUGCAAGGUGGCUCACCCGUCCAUCAGAGAUCAGCUCCUGGGCUACAUCUACAAUGGUUUUCUAGUUCCUGUCAUGGCUCCUGCACUCCAUAAGCUGACUCUGGAGGAAGUGAUGACGACGACGGCGUAUCUGGAGCUCUUCCUGCGCAGCAUCUCUGACUCCGCCCUACUCCAGACCUUCCUCAUCUUCAUCCUCAGACAUCGCCAUGACAACGUCAGCAUCCUGGACGCGCUGGUCAGCAGGAUCAACACGCCCUUUCAGCUCGGUACGGUCUCUCUGGCUCUGUUCCGCACUUUGAUUGGUCUGUAUUGUGAAGACGUCAUGCUGCAAUUAAUUCUCAGGUAUCUGAUCCCGUGUUCUCAUCUGACAUACACUGAGAGACUCCGACUGCGAGACAGAGACUGUUAUUCCAUCACCGCGUCUGCUCUGCUCUCGCUCACGCCCUCUUUCUUCAUUCCCAAACCCUGCUCCUCUCCACCGCAGCCGCCCAAACCCGACUACAUCCUCUGGUCAAAGGUCACCGAAGGCCUGCUGAGGGGGAACAUGGGAAUGGAUGAUCUGUUCUCAGGUGGAGAUACUGUCGGAUGCUCGCGAAUAACGGCUUCAGAGCCGCUGAUGCACAAAAACUACCUUCAGUACCUGUAUGAUGCACGCAGAACCGUCUGUAGCGCCGUCCAGGCUUGUGGCGUGUGGUCAGCCCCGUACGACGGCCUCAAUCCGUCCCCGGAUGAGUACCAGGACGAGGAUGAAGACAAGGACGAGUGUCUUCCUAGCUCUACUCCGCCUCCUCAAACACCGACUCCUCAUCCACCCUCAGAAACCAGCUCCACCGGUGACCGCGAGCGCGUCGUGACGCUACUCGAGCUGGAGUGGGACGACACGUACGACGCCGCGCCGGACAGAGAACCGACGCCGGACGUCCCAGACGAACCACCAAAACACAUUCAGGAAAUGCGUAAAAGUGCCAUCAUGCUGAUUAAAGGAUCUUAUAUUGAGGAGUCUGACUUUCAGGACGACGUGUUGGUUUAUAAUCUAAUCGCGCAGAAGGAUGCACACGACGACCGGCGGGUGUUCGUCAAGAACGGUCUGAACAAACCAACCCACAAUCACCACAUAAAUAACAAUCAGACGCACACUAAUCACACAGUAAACCAUAAUAACAUCAAAUCUGAUGGAGAACAUCCCGAAUCUGAACCGUUUGUGAACGGAUGUGCUUUUGAGGAUCUGAAAUUGGAAUUAGAGAGUGAUGUUGCACAUCUGGACCACAACUGCAAUGAGAGCAAAACGGCUGAACCUGCCGCAGACGACUUUAUCUCUCAGUGUCUGGAGAUAAUUCGGGAUCUGGGUGGAGAGGAAGAUGCCGUCAUGGAGGAUGAAGAGCAGCUUCAGCGGAUCCAGGAUCUCCUGUAUGGGGAUGAGGAGGAGGAGCUGGACUUCAGCUGCUUCUGUGAGGAUCGUGAGGGUGACGAUGAAGCGGAUGAAGAACUGAAUAAAGCUGAGAGUAAGAAACACGGGAACUCGUUUACAGGUCCGUUCAUCAGCGUCCUGCUGUCCCGUCUGGAGAACAUGCUGGAAAACUCCAUUGAGGUCAACCUGCUGCUGACAGGGAUUUUAGCGCAGCUGGCAACGUAUCCGCAACCACUGCUGCGAGGAUUCCUCCUGAACGUCAGACCCGCGUCUCAGACCGGCACACGCUCGCUCUACCAGGUUCUGCUGUCGGUGGGUCGUCAGAUCGAACAGUACGCAGCGUCCUAUCCCGAUUUUCCUGAGCUGGUCCGUGAAGCUGCCCAGUACCUGCUGCUCAAAGACCAGGCCUUAAAAGAGCAAGAGACAGACAUUCACCAGCAGGAAAACAGCAGUGGCUGGUUCCUAAACGGCCACGUCUCGGGUCGUCCACGCAAACCUCUUCCUCCCUGCCCCAAAAUCCCGCCGCACCUGCGGAACAGAGUGUUCGCUACGUUUCUGUUCGGCGAGUUCCUGAAGGAGCUGGCGGCCAUCGCACAAGAGCACUCCAUAUUACCUGAGCGGACGGCGGAGGAGUGACACACCUCAGAUCGUGAGUUUCCUCUGAUAUCAGCAACAUUUAAAUGCAAACGUCUCUGGAUGGUUUCCCGUGCAUUUUUCUAUGGACGGUCAGUUCUGACCUCAAACAGCCAAUGUGUCAGGUUAUUUUUUUAUGACCGCUUAGACUCAUAGAAGUUCAGUUUUUUAUUUGUUUGUUCAGAUUGCUUGUUCAGAAGUUUUAAACCACUCAGACUGAGGAAACCACUUUAACUGAAGCCUCCUGUUGUGUUAGGCUCAAUUUGAUCCACACUCGAAUUUUCAAACUGCUCAAAAUACUGGUUAAACAAUUUAUUUCUUCUUGAAAUUUGGUGGAUAAUUUUGAAUUCAGGUCAUGAAUGUGCAUGCAAAGUUUUGACACAUGGAUGUGUUUUGGAAAGACUGUACAAAAAUUAUUGCUAAUUUUGUGUUGGGGUCAAUUUGACCCACAGUGUAAUUUAUAAACAGCUUGAAAAACGAAUUAUUUCUCCUUGAAAUUUGGUGGAUAUUUUUAAUUUAGGGUCAUGAAUGUGCAUGCAAAAUGUCAACACAAAGAUGUGUUUUAGAAAAGCUCUACAAAAAUUGAUACAGCUUUUGUGUUGGGGUCAGUUUGACCCAGUUUUAUAAACUGCCCAAGAUACCAGUUAAACGACUUAUUUCUUCUGAAAAUUUGGAGGAUAUUUCUCAUUUAGUCUCAUGAAUGUGCAUGCAAAGUACAUAGAUGUUUUUCGCAAGAGCUACACAGAGUUUAAGAUUUUUGUGUUUGGUCAAUUUGACCCACAUGCAUAUUUUACGUUGCUCAAAAUACUGGUUAAACUGUUUAUUUCUUCUUGAAUUUUGGUGAAUAUUUUUCACUCAGGAUCAUGAAUGUGCAUGCAAAUUUUCGGCACAUAGAUGUGUUUUGGAAAGACUGUACAAAACUUAUUGCAAAUUUUGUGUUGGGGUCAAACUGACCCCCAGUUUAAUUUAUAAACAGCUUGAAAUACUGGCUAAGCUAAUUAUUUCUCCUUGAAAUUUGGUGGAUAUUUUUCACUCAGGGUCAUAAAUGUGCAUGCAAAAUUUCAGCACAUGGAUGUGUUUUGGAAAGGCUUUAUAAAAAUUAUUGCAACCAUUGUGUUGGGGUCAAAUUGACCCACACUGGAAUUUACGAACUGCUUGAAAUACUGGCUAAACUAAUUAUUUCAUCUUGAAAUUUGGUGGAUAUUUCUCAUUUAGUCUCAUGAAUGUGCAUGCAAAGUUUCAACACAUAGAUGUGUUUUGCAAAGGCUAUACGAAGAGUUUGUUACAACUUUUGUGUUGGGUCAAUUUGACCCACAUGCAUAUUUUACGUUUCUCAAAAUACUGGUUAAACUAUUUAUUUCUUCUUGAAAUUUAGUGAAUAUUCAUGACUCUUAGUCAUAAAUGUGGAUGCAAAGUUUCAGCACAUGGAUGUGUUUUGGAAAGGCUGUACAAAAAUUAUUGCAACUUUUGUGUUGGGGUCAAAUUGACCCACACUCUAUUUUACAAACUUUCCCAAAAUACCAGUUAAACUGAUUAUUUUUUUCUCAAAAUUUGAUGGAUAUUUUUCAUUUAGGCUCAUGAAUGUGCAUGCAAAGUUUCAGCACAUUGAUGUGUUUUAGAGCUGCUGUACAAAAAAUGUUACGUCUUCUCUUUUGGGGUCAAUUUGACACACACAUGAUUUUCAAAUUGCUUGAAAUACUGAUUAAACUAUUAUUUCUUUUUGAAAUUUGGUGGAUAUUUUUCAUUUAGGCUCAUGAAUGUGCAUGCAAAAGAUCAACAAAUAGAUGCUGUACAAAAAUGUAUAGGACUUUCGUGUUGGGGUCAAAUUGGUUAUGAUUCAGUUUGCCAAACAUCAACACUUUGAAAAACAGCAAUAAGUUAGGUAAAAGACAGAAAACGUUUACUGUAGCCUGUCAGGCACUAAAAUAUGAAAUACAUGUGAAUUUAUGUAAUUUAAAACUCAAAGUUCACUUGAAAUGGAGACGUCUAUUAAAUCAUCCAAGGAAAAUAAUUUAUUUAAUUAGGUUUCACAAGCAAAAGAAAAUCUGUCAGAGUUUGUUUUUGUUUUUUAUUUUUUGGAUCUCAAUCAGAACUGAAAAUAAGUGUGUGAAACACGUUACCCUCAAAAGGGUUUGAGAAAAAGACCAAAAAGGCACAAAGAGCAAUAAAAACUACUUGCACUAAGUACAAAUAAUGUUAGAUACUAAAUAAAUAAAAAUGCAUUUUGUGUCUGUGAAACAUAUCAAUAUCAAAAUAGAUCCAGAAUAGAUGUGUCUGUUUUUACAUCAAUCUUUAGGGUGUUUUAUAAUGUCAAUUUUUGGCGAAUUACAUAAAAACCAAUGUGGGUCAAUUUCGCCAACAAACAGUAAAGCUGUACUCUAUAUUUGAACACAACAGGAGGCUUAAAAACAAUAGAAACGGUCAAAAAUGACCAAAAAGUGCACUAGCAUUAACUUCUCAAGCAUACAGAUGAGCUCAAAGCUACAAAAAUGCACUUAAAGCCACAGAAGCUUUAUUUGUUUGGUUUGGACGUGAACUUUGGUACUGGCAAUUAAAGCAAUCCGGACCUAAUUUGUGCAAGUGAACCUUCACCAAUGUAUAUCUUGAUGUGUUCAAUGCAUUCGGAGAAAUGUCUUAUUUCAGCAUGUCUGUCAUUUUUGACUGAACUGUUGAAAAAACCAAACUCUUUUUGUUUUCUGUUGAUUCAGAUGUGGGUUUGUGUUUUAUAUGAUUUGAUUAUAUGGGUUGUUAUUUCAGUAUUUGUGUAUAGAUUAAUCACUGUAAUUCAGCCCGUUUUAAACAUGUAGUUUGUUAUUUGUGUAUGUGAAGUAUGUGACUGUGCAUCGUCUUAAAACAACAUUACAACAACAACUACAUUCAGCCGAUUCAUCCGGAAACCUGUGUGUUAUUUAAAGGCGACACAAAAUGGCAUUUACGACUCAUUUACUUCCAUACUGUGAACUUUCCGAGCAUAUUCAAUGAGAAGAUGCAGAGUGUUUUGAAAGUAUCUCCAUAUGAAGAUAAAAUCGUUUUUUACAAGUAUUUUGAUAAAAGAUUAUGAAGACAUUUUUGACAUGCACUGAUGAAUCAUUCAAAGCAACAACAGAACAUGAAUUAAGAAACUCAGUAGAUCUGAUUAUUUUGAGUUCAUGUUCACUUUAAGCACUUCACAAAAAUGAUCUUUGUUCUAUUCCGUUGUUGUCCACCUGAUUUGAAGCCAAUGUGAGAUUUGAAUCCACCGUUUGUUACACGAUGCUGCUUACAACAUUUUCAGAUCAUCUGUAGAUAGUACUGUCACUGCAGUCACUUUAAAUUCAUUUUCAGCUACGAAUGACAGAAUUCUAGAACCAAAAUCUUAAGAGAAGAAUUAUAACUCAAAUGUAACUCCAAAUAAUGUCAGCAGGAGGCUG
Labeo rohita (rohu) is the source of this 6722-nucleotide messenger RNA. It is a transcript of the gene fhip1ab, whose product is annotated as FHF complex subunit HOOK interacting protein 1A. NCBI's taxonomy places the organism in Eukaryota, Metazoa, Chordata, Actinopteri, Cypriniformes, Cyprinidae. The transcript is spliced from 12 exons. Bases 313 to 3315 code for a protein of 1000 amino acids. The record is from RefSeq and is a predicted model, not a curated record.